AUCUAAUGUAAUUUGUUAUGUAUUACUUUCGUACUCCAGUGUAUAUAUACUCUUGUAAACCAAAUACCAAUACACAAUACAAUUCCUUUUCACUUUUGUAUUGUAAUAUGGUAUCAGAUGAGAAAUUUCACGCUUUUCCCCUUUUCCCUCUUUGGUAACCCUUUCCGAGAAAAUUUCCUAAUUUUCUCGCCACGAUCCUCUCUCGUAUUCAUCAUGAACAUCAUAACCACUUAGAUUUCUCCUUUUCUUCAAUCGAUUCUUUCGAUUCUUUCUAUUCUUUGAUUUCUUCUUGACUAAUUUCUGAGCAACGAUGUCGACCCUUCCAAAUGAAGGUCCGUCACAGGCGGCGGCUCCUCCGGCUUCGAUGCUACGUUCGUCAAUUCCUGACGCUUAUACACUUCAUUCAAGUGAUCACCCAGGGCUCAUACUGGUGUCUCAACCACUUCAAGAAGAUAACUAUGCUUCUUGGUGUCGAUCGAUGCGUCUCGCACUCAGUGAAAAGUGCAAAAUCGGGUUCAUUGAUGGCUCCCUCCCAAAACCAGACCCUGCUCUUGAUCCAGUGCUUGUAGAAACAUGGCAAUGCACCAAUGAUAUAGUCACUACUUGGUUGCUAAAUUCGAUUUCAAAAGAUAUCGCAGCAAGCGUGAUUUACGCUGGCUCAGCUGCACUUUUAUGGCAAGAUCUGGAAGCUAGGUUCUCCCAAAGCAACGCGCCUCGAAUUUUUGAGUUAAAGAAAUCACUGAUGACACUAACUCAAGGAUCUCUCACUGUUUCACAGUACUUCACAAAAUUGAAGAUUCUUUGGGAAGAACUCAACACCUUUAAGCCUCUUGUUGCUUGUUCUUGCGGUGGAGUGAAGGUUAUCCAAGCGUAUCUCGAUCAAGAGUACGUCAUGCUAUUUCUCAUGGGAUUGAAUGACAAUUUGGCAAAUGUGAGGAGCCAAAUUCUGCUCUCAGAUCCCCUACCUCCAAUUGGAAAAGUUUUCUCAUUAGUGUUGCAAGAAGAGAAACAGAAAGCACUCACUUCAUCUCAACCACCUCAACACAUGGCUUUUGCCGUGAAGCAAGCUCCAAGACUCAUGGCAACUUCUGGAUCUAAGAUGAAAGGCAAGAAAGACCGUCCUCAAUGUGCACACUGUGGCUAUCUCGGCCACACAGCAGAAAAGUGCUACAAAUUGCAUGGCUAUCCACCGGGCUACUCACAGAGCAGAAAUACUCGCCAAGUCACUCAGGUGAAUCAUGUCGACAAGCUCGAGCCAAGCCAAGAAAAUCAAGAUUCUCAGCCAAGCAACGGAUUCUCACUUACAGCAUCACAAUACAAUCAGUUAAUGGCGUUGCUUCAGACUCAGCAAGCAAUGCAAGCCAUAGAACCUGAAAUCUGUGCAGGACAAGAUCUCCAAGAAGGUGAUUGGCAAAGGUGAUGAGUUAGAUAAUUUGUUUGUGCUGCAAUCACCUUCCAUAGGACCUUCCA
Messenger RNA from Arachis ipaensis, 1470 nucleotides. The record is from RefSeq and is a predicted model, not a curated record. NCBI's taxonomy places the organism in Eukaryota, Viridiplantae, Streptophyta, Magnoliopsida, Fabales, Fabaceae.